Messenger RNA from Lindgomyces ingoldianus, 2657 nucleotides. RefSeq names its product glycoside hydrolase. Gene Ontology annotation, molecular function: Glc3Man9GlcNAc2 oligosaccharide glucosidase activity. NCBI's taxonomy places the organism in Eukaryota, Fungi, Ascomycota, Dothideomycetes, Pleosporales, Lindgomycetaceae. Gene Ontology annotation, cellular component: endoplasmic reticulum membrane. The coding region runs from base 123 to 2657 and encodes 844 amino acids. The record is from RefSeq and is a predicted model, not a curated record. The transcript is spliced from 5 exons. Gene Ontology annotation, biological process: protein N-linked glycosylation; oligosaccharide metabolic process.
CUUUGCCGGAGACAUUUGUGUUCCUGGGCUUCGUGCAGAGAAGCAAGAAGAGAUGGUUUGAGACAAGCAAGGACACUAUUCUCAUUGGUCGCUGACGGAUCCGCCAUAGCUCCGAGCCUGAGAUGCAGCUACCAAGUUGCCGGUGCCUCAUCUGGAUUAUCCUUACUUUGCUUGCAUCCACCCUCAUCUCAGCCGAUGGCAUCGCUUUGAGUAAUGCCUCCCUGCUAUGGGGUCCCUACCGUCCGAAUCUCUACCUCGGGAUUCGCCCAAGGGUGCCAGAGAGCCUGCUCAUGGGAUUGAUGUGGGGUAGACUGGGAGACAGAGCAAGUAAGCUUCGUCACACCUGCGAACAGAAUGAGCGAAUGGACGGCUACGAUUGGACCGCGUAUGAUACCCGGAAGGGAGGGACACAAACCAUCAGAGAUGCUGAGAACAUGGUGGAUAUCACCACCGAAUUUGUCAAGAAAUACGAAGGACAAACUGCAGGGAACUGGGCAUUGAGGGUUCGAGGGACACCCAGGGAUGUCGCGACUGCCGGCCUUAGGACGUCGGUAGUGUUCUACGUAGCCAUGGAGAAGAUGGAUACAUGUCCGGAGUGCCGCUUGGAAGCGGCAACGGAGAAGAAAGGGUCAGGAGAUGACUUGACUGUGGAGGCUGUGGAUAUUCAUGUCAAACACCCCGGACUUGGAGCGUCGGUCAUACAUAUCACGGGUCUGAAGAGCACGGAGCGAGCCGAUCGACCGAACAACACAGGGACGCACGAAAACACGUUUGUAAACAGCAUGAAUACGACCGAGGACAUGCUGUGGCAAUCGAAGUCCCUCUUCCAAGCAGUUUUGCAAGAGAAUCGCGAAACACGGGGAAAUGACGCGGUGAACUGGUAUCUUCCAGACAGCCCGGGAGCAGGGAAUGUGCAUUUCGUCCAAUUAGUGUUCCAGGACGAUUUCGAGUUUGACAUCAUCUAUUCCUCCCAAGCCGCAAGCCGCUCCAUGACCUCUCCUGAACUCACGAAAGAAGUCAAGAACAAUUUCCAGUCGUUCCAAUCGAGAUUCUCAGCAGUGUUCAAUCCCAACACGCCUUUCGGUAGCGAAUCCCACACAGUCUUCUCCCAAACCUUGCUCUCAAAUUUGCUCGGCGGGCUGGGUUAUUUCUACGGCGAUAGCCUAGUAGACGAUUCACACGCUCCCGAAUACGAAGAAACAGCCCCAAACUUUUGGGAGAAAAUCGCUGAAUCCCGAGUCCGCGCAAAACAUAGUAGCAAAGGCUCCUUUGAGCUUUUCAGCCAUGUGCCUUCCCGCCCAUUCUUCCCGCGAGGCUUCCUUUGGGGUGAAGGGUUCCACCUCCUGCUAGUUCUGGAUUGGGAUCUUGACCUUGCCUUGGAAGUAGUUCGGAGCUGGUUGGCGCUCAUGGACAAGGAUGGCUGGAUCGCCAGAGAACAGAUCUUAGGCCCUGAGGCACGCAGCAAAGUCCCCAAAGAAUUCCAAGUCCAGAUGCCGCAAACUGCCAAUCCCCCAACUCUGUUCUGGAUCGUCUCUAGAUUCAUCGACAUGCUGUCCGGAAAGACAAAGUACGUGGGUCACGAGUCCGUCUAUCUCAGCCAGCCAGACAGCGGUAAGGCUCUGCUAACCGAGCUCUACCCUCUUCUUCAGCGGCAUUACGCGUGGUUUCGCAGAACCCAAUCCGGAAACAUUGAAGAGCAUUCAAUCCCACAAGCCUCUCUAAACGAGGGAUACCGCUGGCGUGGCCGAACCCCUGAACACAACCUUGCAUCUGGCAUGGACGACUAUCCUCGUGCGGAACCACCCAAUCCCACUGAAUUGCACCUCGACGCCCUAUGUUGGGUCGGCGUCAUGGCCUCCGUCCUUCUCCAGCUUGCCGAAUACACAGCCCAAAGCCCGGAAGAAAUCACAACAUUCUCAACUCAACUCGCAGCGAUUUCCCAAAACAUAGACGCGUUACAUUGGUCAGAGGAACAACAAACAUACUGCGACACACAGGUCUGGGAAGAUCAUCACGCAUACACCUGUGUGCAAGGCUACCUUUCGCUCUUCCCCUUCCUAACUUCCUUUCUCGGCCCAACCCAUCCCAAGCUUAACGCCACCCUCAAUCUCAUCCGCGACUCAAGCCCCGAGGGCCUAUGGACGCCGUACGGCCUCCGCGGUCUAAAACCUAGUAGCACACGCUACGGCACAGGCGACAACUACUGGCGAGGUCCCAUCUGGCUAAACAUAAACUACCUCGCCAUAUCUCGACUCCUAGAGCUUGCGACAACUCCAGGCCCGCUACAACACCGCUGUCGAACCAUCUACACGGAGUUACGACGGAAUGUCGUCGAAACUGUCCACUCCUCAUGGCGUACCACUGGAUUCGCGUGGGAGCAGUAUAACCCCGAAACCGGAGAUGGGCAGCAGACACAGCAUUUCACCGGGUGGACGGCGCUGGUAGUGAAGAUUAUGGCGUUUGCAGAUUUAGAGGAUAAGGAGGAGGGAGUUGGGAGGUUUGGCGGGUGGGUUAAGGAUGCGAGGGAGGGAGCUGGAUGGGGGAAGGGGGGUGGCGUGGCGGGUGUGGUAGUGCUUAUGCUGGGGGGGUUAGUGGUGACGAGGAGGAGGAUUGCUGCGCUUUUUCGGGGUGGUUGGAGGCAGGUUAGGGGAUUGUAG